Messenger RNA from Rhododendron vialii, 1558 nucleotides. RefSeq names its product altered inheritance of mitochondria protein 32-like. The record is from RefSeq and is a predicted model, not a curated record. The transcript has 5 exons. The coding region runs from base 37 to 1278 and encodes 413 amino acids. NCBI's taxonomy places the organism in Eukaryota, Viridiplantae, Streptophyta, Magnoliopsida, Ericales, Ericaceae.
CCCAAAUCCCAUCAACCAAAAGCUAAAACAAGCCCAAUGCGCACUGCGCACCCGUCGCGAUUCCUCACCCUCGCCCACUCCCGCUUCUCUCUCUCGUCAUCACACAUUCGCUUCCUCUCCUCCUCCCACUCUCUCCCCGCAACUCCUCUCUCUCCUCCCCUCUCUCUUUCCUCCCCACUCUCCUCCAUGGCCGAAGCUGUGGACAACACCAUCACCAACUCUCUCUCCUCCUCCUCCGCCGCCGCCGAUGACGUGGAGUUCGGGUUCAAACGGCCGGAGAUGUACAAGGAGAAACUCGCCGGCACCGUCGACCCUCCCUUCGACCGCCACGUGUUCCUCUGCUACGGAAGCUACGACUCCUGGCCCUCUCGCGUCGAGAGCUCCGAUUCCGAUCCGCUCCCCAAGCUUCUCUCCGGAGCUCUCAAGACUCGCAAGAACGAAAUCGGCGUCAAGACUCGUCUGACUGUAUGCGAGGGACGCGAGGGAACUGAGUUUUCAGAUGGAGAUGUUCUUAUUUUCCCCGAGAUGAUUAAGUACAGGGGGUUGAAGGACUCAGAUGUGGAUAGCUUUGUUGAGGAUGUAAUCGUGAGUGGCAAACCGUGGGCAUCAGGAGUGCCAGAGGUGUUGGCUGGUUCUCAUGUGUUCGUUUGUGCUCAUGCCAAUAGAGAUAAAAGAUGUGGUGUUUGUGGACCAGUUCUUAUUGAGAAGUUUGAAGAGGAGAUUGAAACGAGGGGAUUGAAGGAUCAGGUUUUUGUGAGUGCUUGUUCGCAUAUUGGGGGUCACAAAUAUGCUGGGAACAUCAUAAUUUUCAGUCCAGAUGCAGAGGGAAAAAUUGCUGGUCACUGGUAUGGUUAUGUUACUCCUGAUGAUGUGCCUGAAAUGCUGGAUCAACAUAUUGGAAAGGGAGAGAUCAUAGAUCGCCUUUGGAGGGGGCAAAUGGGUGUAUAUGUUGAACCUGCUGAGAAAGCAAAGGAACAGAAGAUUCCAAAUGGAAAAGAUGAGGAGAAAAGCAAGAAGAAGCACAAAGGAGAGAAGAAAGUUCAAGUCGAGAAUGGGGUUGUGGCAAGUUGUUGCCAGGGUGCUAAUGGGGUUUCAUGCUGCCAAGAUGGAAGUUCGGAGGCGAAAGAAACCGCUGAAGUGAAAGGAAAGAAAGAGCUGGGAAAAUGUUCAGGCUGGAUGGGAAAGUGGGAGCAAAGUGAGGUCCUUACAGCAGUUGGUGUGGUUGGAGCAGUGGCAACAAUUGCUGUGGCUUACAGCUUCUAUCGAAGGUCAGGUUAAAAGAUGCUUCGCAUCGCAAUCGGUUCCUUUUGUUUUCGGAUGUGGAUUGUAUACCCUCGUUUUUUAAGAGAGGCAAAUGAAAUUUAGUAAAUAAUCUACUGCACAAUUCAGUCCUUUAGAAGGAAAAAGGUGGUUAUAUCGGCUUGCAAAGCACUAUCAGGAGGAAUUACUGGUCUUAGCAAAAUUGAUGUCAAAACAUAUUGGUGAGCCUUUUGUGGUUUAUGGUUACACUUACUAUGGUUACGUUUAGUAUUAGUUACUGUAAUUUCUUUUCCCACAA